Messenger RNA from Mycetomoellerius zeteki, 2465 nucleotides. Its product is annotated as optineurin. Lineage: Eukaryota; Metazoa; Arthropoda; Insecta; Hymenoptera; Formicidae. The transcript has 7 exons. Gene Ontology annotation, biological process: regulation of canonical NF-kappaB signal transduction. Bases 291 to 2267 code for a protein of 658 amino acids. The record is from RefSeq and is a predicted model, not a curated record. Gene Ontology annotation, cellular component: nucleus; cytoplasm. Gene Ontology annotation, molecular function: K63-linked polyubiquitin modification-dependent protein binding.
AUAUAAUUGUUGUAAGCGUAAUUUCAGUAUUUCACGAUUGCUAAAAUCAGUGGCUUAUCAGUGGCAGUUUAUACUGUGAUUUUAGUCAGCGACUUAUUUUACAUUUGACUGAUUUGACUUAAAUACGAAAAUCGCGACGAUGCAGUUUAUUUAUCGUGUUCUAGGUCACAAGUCGCAGACUAAACGGUGUCAACUAGGAAAGUAAUUAAUUUCUGCAGUCUAGACGUUUUCUUGCUGAUAUAUAAUUGUUGUGCAAAGUUGACCAGCAAUUUUAAUCGGGUGAUCAAAAUAUGGCUCAUCCAAUUUUGCCUAAUGAUCCUAAAGCAGAAGAAAUCACUGAGGGAAAGAAUGAACCUACAUUUAAGUUGGACGAACCUGUUACUACGGUUCUAAAUGUAAAUCCACUGACUAACGAUGAGGAAGACAGCCUUUCUUUUGUAGUGCUUGGUCGAGAUUCAGUAGAGGCUCAAGCUUCCUUAUUAGCUUCGUAUACCGAUCUUCAACAGAAGAGCAUGUCAAUUGAUUAUAAGUCAAUGGUGUCAUCAAUGACCGUAACUGCAAUGCAACACAGAUUAGCAGAAGUGUUGCAAGAAAAUGUGAAAUUGAAGGAAACUUUAAGACAGAACAAUGAAUCCAUGAAACAACAGUUUAAUACUCUGGCAAUGUGGCAGGAGGAAGUGACAGAAGUUCAUCUGAGUCACAAGCAAAAAUUUGCAGAAACUAAAGAACUUAUCAAUCAUCUGAAAAAGGAAAAUGCAGAGCUAAAAUAUAAAUUCUUGCGCUUACAAUAUUUUGAAGAUGUGGACUGUAAGAUUAUUAGUUCUGUUUCUGAGACUUGUGUCAAUAUUCUUUCUAGCAAGCAAAAAGAAUCCUUUUUCUUAUCACCCAAGGAUAUACUCGAAAUUGUAUCUGUAAUGUCAAAAUUAACAAUUGAAGGUUGUAAAAAAUGUAUAACAUCUAUAAUAUCAGAGAAAUUUGAUGAUAAAGAGAAAUUACAACAAAAAUUGCAGCAAUUAGAAACGGAAAAAGAAUUAGAAUCGGCAAUGAUAGAGAACAAAAUAAAUUACAAACUUUACAGUGAUGUAGAGACCACAGAAAGUUCGAAAUGUUCGAAGGCAUACUCUGAAAAGGAUCAGGAAAUUGCUUGCUUAAAAGAAUCUAAUGCUCUACUUGAACAGAAGUUGCAAUGUAUUCUUACUCCUGUUAAACAAGAUUCAUUGGAAACGUCCAGUUUAAGUCAUCAAAAAUUCGUACAAAAUGUAAAGCAGUAUAAUGAUAUGCUACAAGAAUUAACUAAAUGUUUUGUAGAACAAGUAGGACGUUUUGCUGCCUUAGAAAAAAAUUUAAAGAAAAUUACGGAUAUACUUAGACUUGACGACAAUAAAAUGCAGUGUGAAGAGGAAUUAUACCAGUAUUACAAAGAAUUAACUGAUGAGCAAAUAAAAAUUAUUACUGAUAAGCAGACGCUAAUAAAAUCACAAAACCAAUUCCAAAUGAUAUUCUCUGAUUACAACUCUGUUCUAUAUGAAUUGCAAGUAAUGCUCGAUGAAAACGCGAAAUUAAACAUUUUAAAGGAUAAUAGUGCUCGCGAAAAUUUAGAAACAUCAGAGCAACUGGAACGUGACAAGCAAUCAUUGGAACAGGAAAAGAAAAUUUUCGAUCAAGAAAAGGACAAUCUAAAAAAUGAAAAAGAAUCCUUCGAAAGCCAGAAAAAGAGCUUGGACAUGGAACGUGUAUUAUUACAAGACGAGAAAAAACUUUUAGAGCAGGAAAAAAUCAGUUUAAAUGAAGAAAAAAUGUCACUUGAUCAUCAGAGUCAGUUAUAUGAAGACUGCGAAAGAGAUCUACACAAUGAAAAAAAAAUAUUGCAAGCUCAUAAUGAACAAUUGCUGAGUGAAACAUGUAGCUUGCGACAACAAAUUGACGAGAAAGAUGCGCAAUUUAAAAAGUUAAUAGAACAGUUUGCGCAAAGCACGGAAGAGAUACAUUUAUUAAGAUCACAAUUAUCACUUUACGAAGAAGACUUUCAACAAGAGAAAAAACUGAAAGAAGCAUUGUUGGAAGAAAAGAGUAAAUUGGACACGGAAUUGCUGAAGCAAAUAGAGUUUAACAAACAGUUACAAGAAUCUAACAGUGUUAAGUUAGGACACACAUUUGAAGAUCGAAGCAGUGACAAAUACAAUAGGCAUGCAAGAGGCGGCAACGCCACUGUACGAGAUAAGCGGACGAAUAAUCGAAAUUAUUUUCGCUUAUUUUCAAUGAAAUAGUGAAUAAUACAUAUUCAUUCAAAUAUUCAAAUUCCUUUCGGAAUUGGUAUACAUGCAGACAUAAAUAAGUUUUAUUUCUAUCGUACUGUAGUUUCUUCUCUGUAGUUCUGUAGUUGUAUGCAACGCUUUCGGUGUAUCGUAUAGUUGGCAUUGCUAAGUUGGUUGUUUUAAUCCUGGAUUAUUCUCUUUCGUUUACUU